Messenger RNA from Vollenhovia emeryi, 2004 nucleotides. RefSeq names its product luciferin 4-monooxygenase-like. Gene Ontology annotation, molecular function: CoA-ligase activity. The record is from RefSeq and is a predicted model, not a curated record. The transcript has 7 exons. The coding region runs from base 160 to 1881 and encodes 573 amino acids. Lineage: Eukaryota; Metazoa; Arthropoda; Insecta; Hymenoptera; Formicidae.
UUGGAUCUCGUAAGCAAUCCAGUAAGAAAAAUAGUAUCGUGUGCCGUUGGCUUUAGUCUCGUAGCAUUCGUUGUGUUAUAAGCAGUGCCGCUACCGUCUGCUCUCAGCAAGAACAUUAUCAACGUUGUCUUUAGCAUAAAGAAACACUCGAUCAUCGAUAUGUCGAAAGGAAAGAAACAGUGUUUUUGUGACGUUAAAGUAGAAACAGCGAAACAUUUAAUCGGCGAAAAAAAGGCGAUUUCCAACCGAAAUAUUGGAGACUCAAUUUUGAAUGCACUCAAAGCCAGACCGAAUCAAAUCGGACAGGUGAAUGCGGACACAGGGCACCAAUGUACGUUCCAGGAGAUGAGAGAGAAUAGCGUCAAGUGUGCAUUAUGGCUAAAGAGAGUAGGUGUAAAAAAAGGCGAUGUAAUAACAAUAUGCACGCGCAAUCCGUCUUUCGUCUACGUGCCGUUUCUAGCGAGCAUAUAUAUCGGCGCUAUUACGAAUCCAUGGGAGGAAACGUAUUUCCGAGACGUAAUACGAGUUAUGAGCUUCGUGGCGCUAAAUAAACCAGAUGUAAUCUUCGUUGACGACGACAACUUUGUUACGCUUAUCUUAGUCUUAACAAUCUUAAAGGAUAUUAAGAAAGUACCAAAAAUCGUAACCAUCAAUGAGAUAAAAUGCGCACUAAAGCUAAACUCCCUGGAAGCUAUUCUGGACGAUGACUUGGAUAAGGCCGAAAUCGACAAUUUCACCUGCGAGAAGGUUUCUAUGACGGAUACCGCAAUUAGGGCAUUUUUUUCUUCUGCACACAGUUAUAAUACUCCGAUGAACGUUCCCUACAUAGCGUUUGUAUCUCCGUCAAACAAGCAGACACCCAUUAUGUCUCCCGGUGAUGUUGGUCUGUGGUCCGAUUCUUUAUGUUGGACUCAUGGUUCGCUUUUGACCGUUCAUGCUAUACUUUCACACGUGACAGCGAUAAAAUUUGCAACAUUCAGCGUAGACAAUUUCUAUAAGAUAAUCAGGGAGUACAAGGUAAUAUAUAGAAGCAUCCGAAUCGUUUUAAAAGUGAAUAAAACAUUUACAUGCGCUUCGCAGGUAACAUGGACGUUUCUUGAAAACAAUAUGUUUGAGAAUCUGUGUCGAGACAAAACGAGCAGCCCUUCAAAAGAGGACUUGUCUUCCUUGAAAAUAUUGCUAUUCGAUACUCCGAUAAUAAUGACUUAUAUGUUCGACUAUUGUACACAACUUUUUGAUGAGAAACCAGACAUUUCUAUCAUUCAAGUAUACAGUAAACCAGAAACUGGCGUAAUCUUUUAUCAACCAUUCCUAUAUGACAUUAUAGGUUACGUAACUAAGAAUGUUCAAGUAUUGUUCAUGACUGAAGACAGGGAAUUUAGGACUGCAGAUCGAAUUUUCAAAGUCUUAGUAAAAACUCCGUAUAUGCCACCUUGUCCAAUAUGUCACAAUGCAAGAAAACGGUGGUACUAUACCGAAAGUUAUGGCUACUAUGGAGAGAGUGACCAAAUCUUUAUUUAUAAUACACAUAAGACACACAUUUAUUACGAAGACAAGGUUAUAUGGGCAGAAAUUAUCGAGGGCUACUUAAAGGUCCAUCCGGAGAUAUCUGAAGUCAUUAUAACAUCUGUGCGAGACUAUUUUGGUGGGAAGCAUCCGGUGGCUUAUGUUAAGCUAAAGCCCGGAGCACAGAUAACGGAAAUGGAAAUGCUGAGACUGAUGAGUAAUUAUUUUGAGGAUCAUCGUUUUAAAUUUUACGGAGGAGUGCAAUUCAUAGACGAAUUUCCACGGCUUCCCAAUGGAAAAAUAUAUCGACAGCACUUACGAGUGCGUGACCCGCGAUCGACAGAGUCUAUAACAUUUGGCAUAAUUUGUACAUAAUAGAUAAUAUUUCUAUUAUGAUCAAUAAAAAUGCAUAGGAUAAAUGUUAUAUGAUAAUGACGUUAUAUGCAGGGUUGGGAAAGUUACUUUAUAAAAGUAACUUGUUACAGUUACAGUUUAUUC